AUGGCGCCCAUCCGCACCGCCAUCAUUGGUCUGUCCUCGACGGCCGCCACGUCAUGGGCGUCAACUGCCCAUUUGCCCUCCCUCGUCACGCCCGCCGGCCAGUCCAGAUUCCAAAUCGUCGCGCUGCUCAACAGCUCCGUGUCGGCCGCCGAAUUUGCCAUCAAAACGUACGACCUGCCUCCGGGGACGAGGGCGUACGGGUCCCCCGAGGACCUCGCCGCCGACCCGGCCGUCGACUUGGUCAUCUGCAGCACCCGCGUGGACAGGCACUACGAGACGGUGCUGCCUAGCGUCCGGGCCGGCAAGGACGUGUACGUGGAGUGGCCUGUUGCCGCGACGGACGCCGACAUCAGGAGCCUCGCGGACGAGGCGCGGAGGAGCGGUUCGACGGCGCUGGUCGGGCUGCAGGGGCGAUGGGCCGCCCCGGUGCUCAAGCUGAGGGAGCUGUUGGACGCGGGGGCCAUUGGCAAGGUGCUGAGCGUGGACGUGAGGGCGUACGGGGGCACCAAGGACAGGGAGACGCUGCCCGUGGGGUUGAAGUAUUUUGCGGACAGGGGCGUCGGCGGGAAUCCAAUCACGAUUGGGUUCGGACACGUGUUUGACUUUGUGCAGUCUGUUGUCGGGGACGUGGUGCCCGAGACUACGGGUUCGCGACUCCAACUGCAGCGGCGGCGGGUUCGGGUUCGUGAUCCGGAGAACGGGGAGGUGGUUGAGACGGUGCGGUCGAAUGUUCCGGACUUGCUUUACUUGCAUGGUCGCCUGGCGGAGUCUCCUCGAAAUGAUGCCGAUGCCACGCUGGCAUUCACGUUUCGUCGUGGGCAGCCGUUUCCGGGGACGCCGUCUCUGGCAUGGAGCAUCUACGGGGUCGACGGCGAGAUCCGGCUGGUUGCGCCGGCUGGCAUUUCGCUACAGGCAGAUGCUUGCGAUGAGUCGGUGACGAUCCAGGUGCAUGAUUUCGACACGGACACGGUGCGAGACGUCGAGUGGGAUUGGACAGAUGUCGAGAAGCAGGUUCCUGUCCGGGGGAGGUCGGUGCAGAGGGUGCUGUAUGCGUAUGCGGAUUGGAAGCAGGGCAAGAGUGAUGGCGCAGGGGCUUGGGUUGGUGUUGACGAUGCGGCCGCGAGGACUUCCCAGAUUCAGAAGCUAUUAGACGGGUUUGAGGGCUGA
Molecule: messenger RNA, 1167 nt
Organism: Metarhizium brunneum ARSEF 3297
Lineage: Eukaryota; Fungi; Ascomycota; Sordariomycetes; Hypocreales; Clavicipitaceae
Product: Galactose/lactose metabolism regulatory protein GAL80
Molecular function (GO): nucleotide binding
Source: RefSeq, a predicted model, not a curated record